UUUUGUCAAAUUAUAAAUUAUAAUAUUUCUUUAGAUAUAAUUUUUAUACUCUUACUUCCUAAACAGAAAAGAGAAUUAUUCCAUUAUAACGUAAUUUACAAAUAAUUUAAAACAAUAUUGUUUGUGAAGAUAAGAGUUAUAAGAUUGAUUUAAAAAUUUCGCUGAAGAUGUGCUUGCAUAUGAGAUCUUUCUAAUUUAAGUUCAAUUAUUAAGUACGUGAUCGUUGUUGAAUGUGCGAAAAUCAAUCACUCGUAAUAGUUUGUAAUAAAUAUUUAUACGUCCAAGAAGUAAUUCAAAAGUUCGUUAAGCGAUUAUUGUUAAAGGAUAACAGAUUGAAAUAGAGCGGGGAACAGUGAAUUAUUAAUUGCGUGAAAUGUUCUGUUUACGUUGAAAUAUUUGUAAGACGUCAGGAUGUCAGUUUAAUCAUACGUGGCUAUAUCCAUAUAUCGAUUGUUUCGAUAGGGGUCAGUAGUGAAUAGUCGUGUUUCACCUGCCAGCCUGACGUAUUGUCAUUUCUUCUACUUUCGACUCGCGUUACACACACAUAUACCUUUCGCCGUUUUUUUAUAUAAAAAAAUUUUCCUAUCUUGGACAUGAUUGCAUCGUUGUUUCUUUAAGGAAAGAUUUUAUUAAAACUAAUCAAUUAUCAAUAUGAAGUACCAGCAGAUCUCGGUCGAUUUUAUAAGCAUGGUGUUCACUGCUUGUUCAUACUUGGUUCUUGCCGGAGCUGUCUGGAUAUUCUUGCGGCUCAUUCAGGCGUGCUUCUGGUUACCGCGUCACCUGAAAAGACAAAAUCAUGUCCAACGAAUGCUGCAAGACAAGGUGGAGAACUAUGAAAAAUACAUAUUGGAAUGCGAAAGAAAAGAAAAGAUGGAACAAGAAAUACAAGGCGAGGAUGCCAAGUUAGAUCCUGAGCAAGCAGAAAAGUGGAAGGAACGAAGAGAGUGUCUGGAGAUGUUGAAAAAGGAGUUGAGCAAAAUUCGUGAUGGUGGUGACGAUUCGCAAGACUGGGAUUAUCUUCUGGAGGAAGAUGACGAAAAGAAGGAGGGAGCUAGCAUUACAGAAAUUCGAGAUGAAAUUUCCAAGGAUGGAGAUAAUGAGAAUGUAAACGCAGACACGAGCGUGAUCAAGCAAGUUGUCAAUUCGGAAAACAAAAAGGACAUAUAAUUACGUUUUGUAUUAUCUUCGUAAGAAUGCAACGACAUUCACAGUGAUCGAUCUCGGUAAAUUUUUAAUCUUUUCAAGACGUAAAAAUUGUACAAAGUAAAAUAUUUAAAAUUUGAAGUUUAUUUGAGGAUAUAUUCAAAGAUAUGCAACGAGAUAAGUGUGUGUACGUUUCAGUAUUAUUGUCGUGUGGAAUUUACAAAAUUUUUGACAAUUUUGUUUUGCGAAUACUUUGUUAUUAACAGCAGUUAUUCAACAAUUAAUAUCAUAGUUUCUAAUCUUAAUGCGUUUCAUCCACAUAUUCGCUUACGAGGCACGAGAAUUUAAUGAUUAAUGUUAAGUAUUUGAUUAUACACUUAAUUAUAGUUGCAAAGAUAUGUAUGUGAGUGAAUGCAUUUCAUCGUACGUAUCUAAAACUAAAAUUUAUAUAAAAGAUUAUGUAUUCACACUAAAAUGCAAAAUAAGUGCAUACGUUGAAAACACAGUUCGAAGUUACAUUUAAGUUCAAUAUUUUACAUAUAUUUUACAUAUAAGUGCCUCUUUAAAAAUACAGUAUACUUUGUAUGAUUAUGAUAUCCUAAUAAGAUAAUUUUAAAGAAGUAUCCUUAUAAGAAUAAGGAAGAUAUCUUAAAAGAUGACCAGAAUAAUAUAUACACUUUGAAGAAACAAAAUUAUAUUCUUAAAAACUGAAAUUUAAAAUACCCAACAGGUACGAUUUAUUGAAAUAUCACAUGAAAAGUACGAUUCUGAUAUUUUUGUACUCAAUUUUUAUCAAACGUAAAGUUACCGACUUUAAGCAGAAAAAUAUUUGAACUGAGUAUCAAUAUACAAGCUAUUGUAAGUGUAAUUUUUUAUGCAACUAAUGCACCGUAUUUUUUAAAUACAUGUACAUCAACAAGAUCCUAUCUACUCUUUAGACGUGUUAUACAUCUAUAUAUCUUUGUACUCUGUUUGAAUUAUAAAAGUAAAAACACCGAACAUACUUAAUAUUAACGUCGAGA
Molecule: messenger RNA, 2165 nt
Organism: Frieseomelitta varia
Lineage: Eukaryota; Metazoa; Arthropoda; Insecta; Hymenoptera; Apidae
Exons: 3
Coding region: 652-1167 (171 amino acids)
Source: RefSeq, a predicted model, not a curated record